AUGUCUGCUCUUCUCACGACCGGUCUUCUGGCCGCUCUUGCCGUCUCGCCGGUGUCAGCCUUCUGGCGGCUACCGUGCAAAUCUCCCAUUGUCGUUGAGCGUGCCGACCCUAUUGUCAAUCCUGGUGCGGUAUCCGGCCACUUGCACACCAUCAUGGGGGGAAAUGGGUUUGAUUUCACCAUGGAUUAUAACUCAACCCAGCGGUCUACUUGUUCUUCUUGCACAGUCAUUGGAGAUUACAGCAACUACUGGAUCCCUGCCUUGUUCUUCCGGCACCAAAAUGGGACUUUCGAAAGUGUCGACCAAGUCGGCGGCGCUACUGUGUACUACCUACAGCGGGCUGGCGCGGGAGAGAAGUUGAAGGCUUUCCCUCCUGGCUUCCGUAUGAUUGCCGGAAAUCCUUUCAAGCGCACUGGAGGUGACGAUUUCGCAACCCAAGCCAUCAGCUAUAACUGUCUCGAUUACAAUGGCCCAGCCAAGCCAGAAACACCCAACUUUCCCAACUAUAACUGCCCCAAUGGGCUCCGAUCCCAAGUCUUCUUCCCAUCUUGCUGGAAUGGAAAAGACUUGGAUUCCCCAAAUCACAGCUCUCACGUCUCUUAUCCCGCCAAUGCUUACAACAAUGGUCCUUGUCCCGCCGAUUUUCCUGUUCAUCUUAUCUCCAUUUUCUUCGAGAUCAUCUGGGACACUGGAAAAUUCGCCGAUCAGUGGUACGGGAAUGAACAGCCAUUCGUCUGGUCCAUGGGUGACCCCACUGGUUAUGGUGGCCACGGUGACUUCGUCAUGGGCUGGGAUCCAGAUUUGCUCCAAUCUGCUGUUGACCAAUGCACCAACGACAGCGGCCGUGUUGAGGAUUGCCCGGUUUUCGAUCUCAUCCCUGAUUCACAAGCCGAAGGCUGCCGUAUUGAACCCCAAGUCGACGAGCAAGUCAGUGGUCUGCUCACAGCCUUGCCUGGUUGCAACCCUGUCCAGCCUGGCCCUACUGCAACUCCUCAAUCCGGCUGUGGCGCGACCACCACUAUCACUCCAUCCAACACGACUUUCUUCACUGACCUAACCAGCAAGGGAUGGGAAUAUAUGGGAUGUGGAACCGACAACUACUACAACCGUAUUCUGACUGGUGCAAGCCGGUCCAAUGGCCAAAUGACCAAUGAAAACUGUGUUGCUUUCUGCGAGAGCAAGGGCUUCUCUAUCGCUGGUUCGGAGUAUGCUGACGAAUGCUAUUGCGGGAACUCGAUUCCGGAUAGUGGCAAGCCCGUUCCUGGCGUUGUUGGCGCCUGCACGAUGAAGUGCGCUGGCGACGACUCCGAGUUCUGUGGUGGUGCAGGGACCAUCUCCCUUUACCAGAAAUGCUCUGGCGACUCAUGCAAAAAUGCUCAGUUCGGCCCUGGCUCUGCCCCUGUUCAAGAUGCCAAUCCUCCGCCAGUUGCCUCGUCCUCUUCUACUCCUGCUCCUCCCGCUGCUCCUUCAACUACUUCCUCAAGUGGUCCUUACACGGCACCUAGCUCUCCUACCACGCUCGCAACAGUCACGACCACCAAGGUCGGGGCCCCCACAGAGUCAUCCAAGUCGGCGCCAGCCACCACAGCUUCGCCCGCCGGAACCUCACCAUCCAAGUCUUCACCUGCUUCUUCCGCUACACCCUCGACACCCUCAACGCCCUCGGCAUCAAACCCAUCCUGGUCCUACACCGGCUGCUUCGUUGACACCGUCAACCCGCGAACCCUCCCGCAAUGGUCAAACUUCAACGGGCCGAACAUGAGGAACGACGCCUGCGUCUCAUUCUGUGAUUCGCGCGGAUAUACCAUUGCAGGCACCGAGUACGCCGGACAGUGUUUCUGUGGGAACGAGAUCACGACCCCGAUGUUGGAUGAGGGGGAGAUGUGCGGAGGACCCGGUGCGCUAAGUUUAUGGACGAAGAGCGGUUCAGGCAGCAAGAAGAUGGUCAAGAGACAGCAGCUCAGCUACAAGCCGUGGAGGAAGAUGAUGGGGUAUUGA
Molecule: messenger RNA, 1998 nt
Organism: Cladophialophora bantiana CBS 173.52
Lineage: Eukaryota; Fungi; Ascomycota; Eurotiomycetes; Chaetothyriales; Herpotrichiellaceae
Exons: 4
Coding region: 1-1998 (665 amino acids)
Source: RefSeq, a predicted model, not a curated record